Messenger RNA from Xiphophorus hellerii (green swordtail), 1980 nucleotides. Its product is annotated as cephalotoxin-like protein. The record is from RefSeq and is a predicted model, not a curated record. The transcript is spliced from 3 exons. NCBI's taxonomy places the organism in Eukaryota, Metazoa, Chordata, Actinopteri, Cyprinodontiformes, Poeciliidae. Bases 171 to 1775 code for a protein of 534 amino acids.
CCUUUAAACUCAGGUCAGCAGCAUCAGUCCAGCAGAAAGCAGAGGUUUGCUCUGACGGGUUCUGCUCACCCAUCUGGACCUCUGCCUGCUCCUCAAACAUCUCAACAGUUUGAUCCUCAGACAAGAAGAAGUUCCAGCUGGCAGAGAAUCAAACCAUCAGAGCAGCAGUGAUGGCGUCCCAACGCUGGAUUAGCUUGGUCCUGUUAGCUUCACUGAUCUUUCUCUUCUGCUGGACAACCGUCUCUGCUUUGUCUCUUGGUGAUCUGCCAAAUGUCCCCUCGUCUCAGUACAGAGUUAAACGAGACAUGGCAGCCAGCACUAGAGAGCAGGUGCAAGCAUCUACAGAAGUAGUCAAAGCUUCUCUGACUACCAUCAUAGAAGUGAUGCAAAACCUUGAUGUUAAGAAAGUCAAAGAUAUAAUGGCCAGUUUCUCGAAGAUCGCCAGCCUAGCACCCGGCAUUGGAACUCUAGCGGCGUCCGUUCUCAACAUGGUCUUAGCUUUUAUCCCCCAGGAAGACCUGGUGCUGAAGGAGGUAAAGAAAGGGUUUGCUGAGGUGAACCGGAAGCUGGACCUUCUCUCCAUCCAGAUCUCCAACUUGGCAACUGAUGUUGAAUGGUUCAACUACGCCAGCAUCUACUCUAGAGAUGAAGUCGCCAUCCUCAACGCCUGGGAUAAGUUAAAUGAUCUUCGUCAGAACAGUAACUUGGUGUCAAGUGAUGAAGAAAGACUCAGACUGGCUGAAAUAUUUGCCAACUACUAUGAAAGUUCAGGAGCUGAGUCCAGUGUGUCCAAUCUUUACCGCUACCUGACAGUGGACAGCACGUCUCUGAGCGAAAACCUCAACAAUUUGCUGAAGAAGAAGUUUAAAUGUGACAUUAAAGAGAUCGGUAGGUAUAACUUGUACUUCAGUGGCUUGUUGUGGAAGGGGAUGUUUGUCAACCAGUUCUACUGGAAGCUGAUGGGUUUCAACACAGUGAACAAAGAAGCUGAACAUGUAGAGAUGUUCACAAAGGUUUAUGAAGCUCAGUAUGCAGCCAUAGACUUCUGCUUGCAGAACUAUACAGAUUACAUGAAGAAAGAUGUGGAGGAGACCGCCAAAGGACUAAGCGCUGAUGACAAAAUGGCCGUUGCUCUUAAGGUGAAAACAUUUCUGGACAAGAAGUAUCACUGGUACAACUGGGUGGUGGUGGUAUACAACAAGGCAGACAAGAACAAUCAUAUUGUGUUUGAUGUAGCUGAGAUUGAAGCAGGUGAAAUCAUUGUGCUUGUGAGCCACACUCCCCAUGCUUCUCUGUCAGACGAAACGUAUAUUAGGGAAACUGCAGAAACAUGUUUCAGCAAUAAAUACUGCACAGAAAUCAAAAUAAACCAAUGUGUGGAACGCUAUGGAGCCACCUUUCCUGUAUUCACUGAAUAUGCCAAGGUAACACAUGUGACCUACAAUGAGGACUUUGCAGAGGUCCCAACGCCUCUGCAUCGGGUGGGAUGCUCUUGGUCUACUGGUGGUGGAAGGAUUUCCAUACAUUUCUCCAGGACGUUGCCCACCUGCACAGAUUAUCUAUGUCACAUCAACGGACGGUGCGGCAGACUCCUGGACUCAAACGAAUGGGUUUGUCGAUGUCCCGCUGGAUUCUAUGGAGAAUAUUGUGAGCAGCGCAUCGACAAAAGCGUAAUCCCGAAACCGGACGCCAUCUUUCCCCCCAUCAAAACUGUACAGGACAGGCUGAAAAUCCUGGAGAAUGGCCUGAAAGAACUCAGAUGUCACAAUUCUUAGAAGAUUUUUUACAGAACCCUGAAAGAGGAAACCAUGGUUCGAUAGAAUAACAGCGCAUCCCACUGUGAUUCAAUAAAUCACCACCAGAUGGCGCCAAAGUUGAGUCCUGCCUGUUGGAAUAAAGUCAGGUUUCAGAUUAUGUUACUGAAUAAAUGACUGCUUAUUCUGAAUAAAAAUACAAUUAAAUGCAAACAUUUAAGUUAAA